AGCGCACCAAAGACAUCCACAAGAAAUGCCCCCUCCACGAAGAGCUCUACAUCAUGUUCUCCACCGAGAAGAAGUCCAUGCUGUGCAUUAACUGUUUCCGCGACAUGCCAGUGGAGAGCCGUGCGCACUGCAUCGACAUUGAGACGGCAUACAUGCAAGGCUGCGAGAAGCUGGACCAGGCGGUGAUGGCGGUGAAGGAGCUCCAGACAUCCACCACGGAGGCCAUCGUUCUGCUGAAAGCCAUGAUAGAAGAAGUGCGGAACAGCGCAGACGAGGAGGAGACCUCCAUCAAUUCACUCUUCAGCAGCAUGCAGGAGAAACUGGCGGAAAGGAAGAAGAUGCUCCUGAAAGUGGUCCAGAGCCAGUAUGAAGAAAAGGAGAAGGCCUUCAAGGAACAACUAGCCCACCUGGCAUCUUUGUUGCCCACCUUGCAGGUUCAUCUGGUAACCUGUUCUGCCUUCCUCAGUUCUGCAAAUAAGGCCGAAUUUCUGGAUUUGGGCUACCAACUGAUGGAGAGGUUGCAGAAGAUUGUCAAACUGCCCCAUCGGUUGCGGCCUUCCCAGACAAGCAAGAUCAACACUGAAUACCAGGCAGAGUUUGCCCACUGCUUGGAGCCGUUGCUGCUCCUGACGCCGCGCCGCUCUGUGGUGGUCAACGGAGGGGCCAUCGGGCCGGGAAUGACCAACAGCAACAUGAUGUCCGGAGGCCCCUGUUCGAAGACCCUCUUGGUGCCUGGAUGCCCCUCUGCAUGUGAAAAGUUGUCUCUGGCUGGAUCUCUUGUCCGGAAGCCCACCAUGCACCGCUACAUUAGCACCAAGGUCCUCCUGGCCGAAGGCGGCGAGACCCCCUUCAUGAAGCAUUGCCGCAACUAUGAGAGCAUGUAUCGGGCACUUCAGACAGAGAUCCAGAACUUGAAGGACCAGGUCCAGGAGCUGCAUCGGGAUCUGACCAAGCACCACUCCCUCAUCAAGACCGAGAUCAUGAGCGAGAUCCUGCAGAGAUCCCUCCAGAUGGAUGUACAGAUUGCCUCCGAAUAUUCCUCGGUGGAGAUGAUGCGGAGCGCGUUUGAAGAGACCUGGGAGGAGACCUACCAGCGAGUGGCGAAUGAGCAAGAGAUCUAUGAAGCCCAGCUACAUGACCUUCUCCAGCUCAAGCAGGAGAACAGCUACCUGACCACCAUCACCAAGCAGAUCGCACCCUACGUCCGCUCCAUUGCCAAAGUGAAGGAACGGCUGGAGCCCAGGUUGCAGGAAGCCAAGGAGAAGGAGGAACAUGCGGAAAGCCUGCUGAAGAUCUACAAUGACGGUGCCAUGACUUCGGACCCCCAGCACAGGACUGAGUUGUGCAGCAGCAGCAGCAGCAAAGAGCGAGAACCAAAAGGAGAAAGCCAAAUUCUGAGCCCUUCUGCCGAAGACUCUCCGCUGAAGAGCAAAGACUCUUUCAGAAGCAAACAGAAGACCAGAUCCGAAAGUAUGCCGGAGGCAUCUGGACCCCGCAGCGCAACCAAGGAAGGCGACCAGGGAGCUGAAUCGCUCCUAAACUGAAUGCGUAGGAGACUCUUCUUUGAAACAAGAACCAUUCUGGAAGAGUCUGGUUUCAUGCUGUGGUGUGUCCAGAAAAAGGCAAAAGGCUGAGAUCUCACAGCAUGCUCUACAUUUCGCCGCUUUAUAAAAAUCCAUAUCUACGUUGUAGAAAUGAGACAAAAUCCUGCUAGCGAUUUGCAAAGAUGUCCAAGAGUAUCCCAAUGCACAUCCUAGUUGGUAUCCAUAGUGCAUCAGUGCUCAUUGGGCCAUGAUUUAAACUGGAAACAAGGGUGGGAAGAAAAAGAGAAAUCAUCUCACCAUCUCUGAAGAAACUUGCCAAGAAAACCCCAGAAUUGGUUCGCCUUAGGGUUGCCAUGAGUUGGAAACAACUUGAAAGCACACA
Molecule: messenger RNA, 1926 nt
Organism: Sceloporus undulatus (fence lizard)
Lineage: Eukaryota; Metazoa; Chordata; Lepidosauria; Squamata; Phrynosomatidae
Gene: RNF207
Product: ring finger protein 207
Exons: 15
Coding region: 54-1544 (496 amino acids)
Biological process (GO): regulation of cardiac muscle contraction; regulation of heart looping
Cellular component (GO): perinuclear region of cytoplasm
Molecular function (GO): Hsp70 protein binding; transmembrane transporter binding
Source: RefSeq, a predicted model, not a curated record